AUGUUGGCUGAUCUAUUCAUUGGUUUUGAAAACAAAAAAUUAUGGUUUCCAUGUAAGUAUUUCACUCUAAAUGCCGCUUCUCUCUCUGUGAUAGCUGUCGCAAUGAAGCUACCCAUGGAUCUAAAUAAUCAAAAGCUAGGUUCUGCAAAGUUCGCAAGCAUGGUAUUUAUGUGCACCAUGAUGGCCAACUUAUUGCCUUCCCUAGCAUCCAUGGAUGGCAAGGAACUUCUCACAAACAUCAUAGCUUUGGGUAUUUUAGUAAUCACCAUGGUUGUGAAUGUUUGUAUUCAAUUACAAACCGGUGUUCUACUUUAUAACAAUUUUUCUGUAGCAACCAUUGUUGUGGUUAUGUUGAUCUUGCUGCUUAUGAUAUAUAUGAGUUCAGCUUUAACAAUUCUGAAGUCUAAACAAAUACUGGAGUCAAAAUACCAAGAUAGUCAUGAAAAAGCUUUGAAUGAGUUAGCAGUGCAACAACCAGGACUACUAACGGUUAAGAAGCUAAAGCAACAUGUGAACAACCAUUGGAUCAUUGCAGGAACCGGCAACCCUCAGUUCAUGGUAGCAUGCUCUGCUACAAGCUCUGCUGCUGGGGUAAUAUGUGCUAUAACCACUGUUCUACUUUUUAUUGACAUUUCAUACAACCAUAAAGGUACAUGGUACCGUGAAUCAGAUUAUAAGUGGUCUACUACAGUAAUCUUCUCAAUGCAACUUUUAGGGGUACUUAUGGGUACAAUUGCCCCCGUUUCUAGAUGUUUUGCAUCCUUAAACUUAAAGUUUUCCACAAGAUGGAUUUGUAGCCAUGUCAAUGUCUUUAAAGUAGAGAGCUACUGUACACAGAAGCUAUACGAUUGGAAAUGGAGCAGUAUGCCAUUUUCAAUCAAAAGCCGGAGAUGCAAAAUAGUCAUUCACAAUAUGAAAGUACUAAUACUUAGUAUCUGUAUAGGACUUCAGAUGGCAAUUGUGGUAACAUGCAAGAUGGCAUCAUUAAUCCCAAUACCUUUUGUUAUCUGUGUUUUGUUCUGCUCCAAGUGGUUAAAGGCCAUGUUUAGUGCCUUAUGUUUUCUGGUAGAAGAAGAACCUCAACAAUUACAAGACAACACAGAUCUAAAGGAGUAUGUUUUGCAACUUCAAAAUAAUGUGGAGCUUGCUGAUAGAACACUGAAAGUCAUUUCAAAAUCUAUGAACCACUUGAUCCAAAAGUCCGAAAAGCAUCAACCUACUGAUCUAAUGAAGCUUCUGAAGGAAUCUAGCGGUUUUGAAGGAGUUGGAAUGUAUGACAUGCAUGACGUUCCACCUUCACUUGUAGAUGAAUACUUAGAUUGUUGGAGUUUGACGGUGGUAAAUCUGACAGCCAUUGCCAUUUCUCUUCCUAACAUCAAAAAAGACGUAGUUGAUAAGUUGUUGACCGGUGUGAGUGAAGGUCUUUCAUAUGUCAUACUUAUCGAAGAAAGCCUCAAUUCCAGUGAUGAUUAUGUAAACCUUCAAAAGGCGUCUAAAAUGUUAUGGCUAGAAGUUGAAGUGCACUACAAAUGGUUAGGAAACAACCUGCAAAACACUGCUACCCAAGUAAACUCGGCAGAACAAAUACUUCAAUGGUUCACGGAUACAGCUAAAAACCUGAUCACCAAGGUGGAAAAUGUGAAUGAUGAUGUCCCAAAUGAUAACUCCAUCCGUAGGUCUCUUUCUGCCAAUUCAAUGUAUCGCAUCACCCAAGCAAUCCUACUUUUCUACUAUGCCUAUAUUGACGAGGUAAGCCAAGAGCAACUAUUUAGGCGAUUAUCAUCAAUGAUCUCCGACAUAUUAGCUGCUUGUCUCACCAACUUACCCCAAGUCAUAGCAUUGAAAUGCCACACAAAUGCCAUUGAGAAAAGGGAGGCGAGUGUUCAUGUUGCAGCCCAACUUCUUGGUAAGACUAUGAAUAUAAUCGAUUACCUUCAAGAUCGUGAACUUCCAAACUUGAAUCCAGCUGAGUUGCCUUUUAUUAAAAAGUGGCACGAUUAUUUUAAAUGUCCCAUUCCUUAA
Molecule: messenger RNA, 2022 nt
Organism: Erigeron canadensis
Lineage: Eukaryota; Viridiplantae; Streptophyta; Magnoliopsida; Asterales; Asteraceae
Exons: 1
Coding region: 1-2022 (673 amino acids)
Source: RefSeq, a predicted model, not a curated record